Molecule: messenger RNA, 1269 nt
Organism: Equus quagga
Lineage: Eukaryota; Metazoa; Chordata; Mammalia; Perissodactyla; Equidae
Gene: HTR1A
Product: 5-hydroxytryptamine receptor 1A
Exons: 1
Coding region: 1-1269 (422 amino acids)
Biological process (GO): regulation of vasoconstriction; regulation of hormone secretion; regulation of behavior
Cellular component (GO): plasma membrane
Molecular function (GO): G protein-coupled serotonin receptor activity
Source: RefSeq, a predicted model, not a curated record
AUGGAUGUACUCGGCCCUGGACAAGGCAACAACACCACAUCUUCCGAGGGUCCCUUCGGAACACGCGCCAACGCUACUGGCAUCUCUGAUGUGACCUUCAGCUACCAAGUGAUCACCUCUCUGCUACUGGGCACGCUCAUCUUCUGCGCGGUGCUGGGCAAUGCGUGCGUGGUGGCCGCCAUCGCCCUCGAGCGCUCCCUGCAGAACGUGGCCAACUAUCUCAUCGGCUCCCUGGCCGUCACCGACCUCAUGGUGUCGGUGCUGGUGCUGCCUAUGGCCGCGUUGUACCAGGUACUCAACAAGUGGACGCUGGGACAGGUCACCUGUGACCUGUUCAUCGCCCUUGACGUACUGUGCUGCACCUCGUCCAUUCUGCACCUGUGCGCCAUCGCGCUGGACAGGUACUGGGCCAUCACGGACCCCAUCGACUACGUGAACAAGAGGACACCUCGGCGCGCUGCCGCGCUCAUCUCGCUCACUUGGCUCGUUGGCUUCCUCAUCUCCAUCCCACCGAUGCUGGGAUGGCGCACCCCCGAAGACCGCUCAGACCCCGACGCGUGCACCAUCAGCAAGGACCAUGGCUACACUAUCUACUCCACCUUCGGCGCUUUCUACAUUCCGCUGCUGCUCAUGCUGGUUCUCUAUGGGCGCAUCUUUAGAGCCGCGCGCUUCCGCAUCCGCAAGACAGUCAAGAAGGUGGAGAAGAAGGGAGCGGACUCCCGCCUUGGGGCGUCGCCAGCCCCGCAGCGCAAGAAGAGCGCAAAUGGCGAGCUAGGGAGCAGAGAGUGGAGGCAGGGCGUGGAGAACAAGGCAGGGGGGGUUCUGUGCGCCAAUGGCGCGGUGAGGCAGGGUGACGACGGCGCCGCCCUGGAGGUGAUCGAAGUGCACCGGAUGGGCAACUCCAAAGAGCACCUGCCGCUGCCAAGCGAGGCCGGUGCUAUCCCCUGCGCUCCCGCCUUCUUCGAGAAGAAAAAUGAGCGCAACGCCGAGGCCAAGCGCAAGAUGGCCCUGGCCCGCGAAAGGAAGACGGUGAAGACGCUGGGCAUCAUCAUGGGCACCUUCAUUCUCUGCUGGUUGCCCUUCUUCAUCGUGGCCCUAGUCUUGCCCUUCUGCGAGAGCAGCUGCCAUAUGCCCACCCUGUUGGGCGCCAUAAUCAACUGGCUGGGUUACUCCAACUCUCUGCUCAACCCUGUCAUUUAUGCCUAUUUCAACAAGGACUUUCAAAACGCAUUUAAGAAGAUCCUCAAGUGCAAGUUCUGCCGCCGAUGA